AUGGGUGGCGAUCUCAACUUGAAGAAGAGCUGGAACCCAGUCCUGCAGAAGAACCAGGAAAAAACAUGGCUGGCAGAAAAGAAGGCGCUCGAGGAGCGCAAACGCAUCGAUCAGAUGAUGCGGGAGCGACAAGAAGAGCGACAGAUGCUGGAAAUUCAGCAACUCCAGGAGGCAGCAGGCGGGAAAAAACGAGCCAACCGCGUCGAUUGGAUGUAUGCGGGACCUUCGAAUGGACAACUUGGAACGACAGAGGAGAUGGAGGGAUAUCUACUUGGAAAACGACGCAUUGAUGGCUUGAUUAAGGGAUCGGACAACCAGAAGUUGGAGAAAUCAGCGAACGAGGAGUCGUUCAUGGCCCUGCAAAACGCCAAUACGGCUCGAGACACAGCUGCCAAGAUACGAGAGGACCCGAUGUUGGCGAUCAAAAAGCAGGAACAGGCUGCAUAUGAAGCCGUGAUGAACGAUCCCGUUCGGCGGAGACAGUUGAUGCAGGCCGCAGGAAAGGAGAAUGGGUCGUCAGAGAAGGAGCGCCGGCACCAUCGCCAUCGGCACCGACACCGAGACGACGAGGAUAAACGGUCUCGGCACCGCUCGAGAAGACAUGAUUAUGACGACGACAAUGAUCGAAAGCAUAGGCGCCGACGUGACGAUAGCAUUUCCAGAUCUCGGUCGCCCGUCAGACAUUCUCGCAGCCAACGGUCGCCUUCUUCAUCCAGACACACAUCACGUCGCGAUCACCGUGAAAGGUCGUAUUCUCCACAACCCCAUCGCCGCGAUCGCUCCCCUCGGCGUGACCGAGACGACAGACGACAGACCUGGCAUCACAAUUCACGGCCUGCGCCGCCGUCGUACCGAGACACGCAGGCUCCUUCCAAAAGCAACAACGACGCAGAGCGCGCAGCCAAGCUGGCGGCGAUGCAGCAGAAUGCGAAUGACCUGGACAGCAUGCGGGCGGAGCGCUUAGCAGCUGCAGAUGCCCGCGAGCAGGCGGAGCGCGAGGCCGACGAGCUCGCUCGGGCUCGGACGAGCAAAGAAGGCGGCAAAGGCGCUUUUCUGUCGAAUAUCAACAAACGGGCAGGCGAGCUGGAUCUCUCUGAACGGCUUCAGCGGGGACGGCGCAAUGUCGAGAAGGAGCAGGAGGCUUAUUAA
Talaromyces atroroseus is the source of this 1149-nucleotide messenger RNA. RefSeq lists its product as hypothetical. The record is from RefSeq and is a predicted model, not a curated record. The coding region runs from base 1 to 1149 and encodes 382 amino acids. The transcript has a single exon. NCBI's taxonomy places the organism in Eukaryota, Fungi, Ascomycota, Eurotiomycetes, Eurotiales, Trichocomaceae. Gene Ontology annotation, cellular component: U2-type spliceosomal complex. Gene Ontology annotation, biological process: mRNA splicing, via spliceosome.